AUGGGUGAUAAAGCUAUAUUAACUGAAGUUCUUGAAGCUUCACAUUUAACUGAAACAUACUCAAAUCUAACAGCAAAAAAUAUAAUAAAACAAUUAAAAGCUACAAAUGAGGAUGGAUCAGUAAAAUAUGAAGGAUUUGAUAGAGAAAAUGGUGAAGUAGAAAUAAAAACAGGUGAUGAUGGUGAUAAAAAAUUACCCGAUGAAAAUUCAUUUACUGUUGAUGAUGCUAUUGAAUUUUUGGGAUUUGGAAAAUUUCAAAUUAAAAUUUCUUUAUUGACAGGAUUAGCUUGGAUGGCUGAUGCUAUGGAAAUGAUGAUAUUAUCUAUUUUAUCACCAGCACUUCAUUGUGAAUGGGGAAUAACUUCAGUGGAACAGGCAAUGAUAACGACUGUCGUCUUUUCUGGGAUGUUUUUAUCAUCAACAGUAUGGGGAAAAAUUUGUGAUCGUUUUGGAAGAAAAAUUGGUUUGAUGUGUUCGGCUUUAUUGACAUUUUCUAUGGGAGUUCUUAGUGCAUUUGCACCAAAUUUUAAAAUGUUCCUUUUAUUUAGAGGUUUAACAGGAAUUGGUAUUGGUGGUGUUCCACAGUCAAUUACUUUGUAUGCAGAAUUUUUAGGAACAGCACAAAGAGCUAAAUGUGUCGUUUUAAUUGAAAGUUUUUGGGCUGUUGGAGCAUGUUUUGAAUCAUUACUUGCAUACUUUAUUAUGGAAUCAUUAGGUUGGAGAUGGUUAUUAAUUUUAAGUUCAACACCAUUACUUAUUUUUGCUCUUUCAUGUAUAUGGUUACCAGAAUCACCAAGAUUUUUAAUAUCAGCUGGAAGGAAAGAUGAUGCUUAUCAUAUUUUACAAAGAGUUGCUAAUGAUAAUAAUAAAAAUCUUCCUGAUGGUAAUUUAAUUAUGAUACAAUCACAUAAUCCAGAAACUAGAGGACAUAUAUCAAAUUUAUUUACACCUAAUUUAAGAAAUACAACAUUUUUACUUUGGUUUAUUUGGAUGGUUAAUGCAUUUUCAUAUUAUGGUAUUGUUCUCCUAACAACAGUAUUCCUUCAAUCAUCUGAAGAAUGUCAUGGUGGUGGACAUAAAACAAAUAUAACAGAUAUAAGUGGAUGUAAACCGCUUAUCAAAGAUGAUUAUGUUGAUCUUUUAACAACAACAUUUGCUGAAUUUCCUGGUUUAAUAAUAACAGCAGCAAUAAUUGAAUGGUGCGGAAGAAAAAAGACGAUGGCUGUUGAAUUUGGAAUAUAUUCAAUAUUUACAUUUUUCCUUUAUUUUUGUUUAAGUCGUCGUUCCGUAACAGCAUUUAUUUUUGUUGCCAGGGCAUUUAUUUCAGGUUCAUUUCAAUGUGCAUAUGUUUAUACACCUGAAGUUUAUCCAACUUCUCUUCGUGCUAUAGGUUUAGGAGCCAGUAGUAGUAUGGCAAGAUUGGGAGCUAUUGUUACACCUUUUGUGGCACAGGUGGCAUCUACUCAUAGUUUAUAUAUACCAAUAACAGUUUAUGGUUUAUUUGCUUUGCUAGGUACAAUUGCAUCGUUAUCUCUUCCUAUUGAAACAAGAGGCAGAAAAAUGGCUGAUACACAUUAA
Messenger RNA from Strongyloides ratti, 1578 nucleotides. RefSeq names its product Synaptic vesicle 2-related protein. Bases 1 to 1578 code for a protein of 525 amino acids. The transcript is spliced from 4 exons. The record is from RefSeq and is a predicted model, not a curated record. Gene Ontology annotation, molecular function: transmembrane transporter activity. Gene Ontology annotation, biological process: transmembrane transport. Lineage: Eukaryota; Metazoa; Nematoda; Chromadorea; Rhabditida; Strongyloididae. Gene Ontology annotation, cellular component: membrane.